UGUGCAGUCUUCUGCAGGGUCUACACUCCGGAUCAUUCCUACGUCACCAUCAGGAGUCGUCUGUCCUGUCGGGUCGGAGAGAUUCUGGCUCUGGUCAGAGAGAAACUGCAGUACAGCGAAGACCAACCGGUUCUGCCCGGAAACCUGAUCCUGGUGGCGGUCACAUCGGCCGGAGAGAAGGCCGUGUUUCGGCCCUCUGAUGAGGCCGUGUUCACCACGCUGGGAGUCAACACUCACCUGUUUGCUUGUGAACCCUCUGAGCUCGAGUCCCUGCUUCCUCUUCCCGAGGAGAUCCACUGGACGCCGGGGGACAGCAAACUCCACGACAUGUCGGCGGAGGAAGUUGCCAAUCAGCUGGUGGUGUUUGACUGGGAGCUGUUCAGCUGUGUGCACGAGGUGGAGUUCGUGUGCUAUGUGUUUCACGGGGAACAGUCCCGCUGGCGCCCCCUGAACCUGGAGCUGGUACUGCAGCGCUGCAGUGAGGUGCAGCACUGGGUCGCCACAGAGAUCCUGCAGUGUCAGUCGCUGCCAAAGAGGGUCCAGCUGCUCCGCAAGUUCAUCAAGAUCGCAGCACUCUGUAAGCAGCAGCAGGACCUGCUGUCGUUCCUCGCUGUGGUUCUGGGUUUAGACAACCCCGCCGUCAACAGACUACGACUCACCUGGGAGGGGCUCCCGGGGAAGUUCAGGAAGCAGUUUCAGCAGUUUGAGAGCGUCGCGGACCCAUCCAGGAACCACAAGUCCUACAGAGACCUGAUCACCAGCCUGAGACCUCCGCUGAUCCCCUUCACACCUCUGCUGCUCAAAGACUUGACGUUUCUUCACGAGAGCUGUAAAACGUUUCACGGUGAACUCGUCAACUUUGAGAAAAUGCAUAAAGUGGCCGAGAUGGUGAGGAUCAUCAGACGAUACAGGAGCAGCCAGCUAGCCAUGGAUACGGAGACAUCCCCGUCCCACCUGCAGACGAAGGCCUACGUCCGACAGUUACAGGUGAUCGACAACCAGAACCUGCUGUUCGACAUGUCCUGCAAACUGGAGCCCAAAGACACAUAAAGGGACGGACAGGACGGACAAAAAGAGACUGAAAGAGACUGAAAACGAAGAAGAGGAGAUUGGAUGAAGAGAAAAGGAAGAGGAGGAGGAGGAGGAAGACAGGGAGAGGGAUAUAAGGAAGGAGUCUCACACUGGAACCAGAAACCUCCUCCUCCUCAUCUACCUUCUUCUCCUCCUUCACCCUCCACUUUGACUGAGUUCUCAUUUGCUUCUUCUUCCACUCUCCCUCCACCUCCUCUUCCUCCCUCAUCCCUCCAUCAGCAGCAGUCAAACACUGCCAGCAGCCCGACAACCACUGACACACAGAGACGCUCGGAGGGACCAAAAAAACGCCAUGAGACGUGUUUUUCAGUUCACGGUCCAGUCGGAGUUUUAACCUCCAGAUGCUUCAGCGACGGAUCGGCUUCAUUCUGCGGCGGCCAUUUUAUCCCUAAAGCCUGCUGGAACAUUGUCGUAAAAGUCUGCGAUCGUUUAACCGCCAUUUCGUGGGAAACAGGAAUUAUACGGCAUUGGCCCAAAUAUAAGACAGAAUCUUUUCUGGGAUUUUACGUUUGUGUUGUUUUAACGUUCACAUAUUCACGUAACAUCAGAUAUUGUUGAACGGAGAAAGUGUUGCAGUGUUGCAUUGUGGGUUCGUCAGCACUGAAAGUGUUUAUGAAGCGAGUUGAGCGUGUCUUUACCGACUUCAUCUGACAAUCAGCCAAGAAUUACUGCUCUUUAUCAGUAAUCAUGUUCCUGAUCCAAGUUAGUGCAAAUAUGAACCCAAUCUCUAAAACAUGAUAAAAAAGAAAAUACAGAAAAAAACAGGAAAUAUUUGAGGUAUUGUUUUUUUUUUUUGAGCAAACUGAAAAGUAGGAGCUCAAAAAAAGUCUAAGAAAUUAUGAAGUCAGAAAAUGUGUGUUUUUGGGAAAAUUGGAGGACAAACAGUCUCUCAGUGUUUUAAGAAGUCUUAAAAAUCGUCGUAUAUUUGGGUCAAUGUGGUAUUUCUGCGAUGACGCACGUAAGCUUCUGUACGGGUCUACAGACAGAAGGGUGUUAUGGGUAAUUGUGUGUUGACACCAAAAAAAUCAACAAUCCAACUUCCUGUUUGGGAGCCAGAUCUGAAACAAAACACCGGAACUGAACCCGGAAUCUGUACAGGAACCGAAACCAACUCGUUAACGUCUCUGAACAACAACACGCAGACGGAGAAGCUUUUAAACUCACCUGAGGACGUAAAGACGGCGGCAGACGAACCGACAGACCCCCUCUCGUGGAUUCCUGCUGUGCUGCAGUGGUUUUGUUCUCCAGGAUAUUUUCUCUGAGGUUGUGCAAUCUCUGCAGGAACAAACACGAAAUAAAUUCAGUCGCACUGAACCUUCGUACGAACUUCGUGUGACACUGUGACGUCACAACACGAGUUUACACGUGCAGAAAUGUGUCAUCUGUAUUUCCAGACUGAAUAUAUUUUUCCAUCAAAUAACAAACUCUUUUACAUAUAAAGGACUCGACCAUGUGGAUCUGUAGCUGAACUCAGUUACGGUUGAUUGUGGUUUACAGCAGUGGUUAAGGGCUGUUAGGCUGACCUCUGAUCUGUGGUUUGUAUCAGCUGCCAUAUUUCACACAGUGACUGAACCCAACAGUGACGAUGCAUUCACUGGACUUAGAGACAGUCUGGGACAUCGGUCACGGUGCAUUCAUGGACACGUGGAUGGAGGACGUUUCCUUGCUGGAUCAGAGUGCGUAGAUGCUGGUUUUCUACCGAACGUGAUCUCAGUUUCAGUCUAAAGACACUCGGGUCUUUUCUGCUUUUUGUUUCAGAAUUCACACCAUGUUCACUUUAAAGGACCAUACUGUGUUUUUGUAUGUUUUAACCAGUUUUACUACAAAUCAAGUAUCAUCAGUUUCCAGUGUGGUUUAGUCCCUCCCAGAGAGCUACAGGUGUCCACGUGGAGGUCAGACUGAUAUUAUCAGAUCUGUCCCGUAAAUAUCAGUUGAUAUAUAACGUUGAGAAUCUGUAGAAAAAUGUGUUUAGGGUCAUUACACAGUUUGUCCACCAGAGGGCUCAAACAAGUUUAUUUAUACACUAUAAAAAGUCACAACUCUAAAAAAAUUUUAGCAUAAAAUGUUACUUUAAAGUCCCAAUAUAACACUACCAGGCUCCAUAGCUCCACCAAAAACUCCCAGAAAGUACCUUUCACAACCAAAUUUAAGGGACUUUUAUAAGAAUUAAGAAUAAUUCUGUUUGUAUUAAAAUAUCAGCUAAUGGAUUCUACCAUCAACCGACACAUCUUGUAUUUAUCAGCAGAUAAUAAUUAGGACACAUAAAUGUUUGACUGUUUCUUAAUGAAACAGGAAUGCUGGUUGUUUUGUCCGGAGAUCGACGAGUGGGCGGAGUCGGAGUAAACGGGCUAAAACAUGCAAACACAGGUAUGGUGCUUUAAGAAAGUGAUGUGAAGUGGUUGAAAUCAGCCAAUCAGCUGUGUUACCCGGACGACAUCAUACCGGAGAGAUAAAUACAAACAUACAAAAGAGUCAACAGGAGUUUUUCUUUUUUCUUCUCAGCGUUUGGGAUCUAACUGCUGAACGACCAGCCGGCUUUGAAGGAAGGACCCGAUCAGCCCCACGGAGCGGCCCCCCGCCAUUGGUCGGCUCGGUGGAUUUGGCGGGUCGGGGUCCGAGGCAAUAACCGAGCGGCGGGAAGCAAAGCCGGUUGGUCAACUUAUCGCAGCAACAAGCACUUUUGCCAAACCUCAGGGCUCAGAGACACAGAGAGGUUUUGUUUACUCUUUAUUCUAGAUUUUCAGUAGAGUUCGGUUCAGUUGAGUCCAGUUGUGUUGCGAUCAAUCGGUUCUGUGUUUGUACAGCUGAUCACGCUUCAGUCAUAUUUACUAUAAUAAUAGAAAUCUACAGAGUUGUUGUUUUUCUGCUGUGAUCACCACCAGGUCUGAGUCCAGCUGGUCCACACGGAAACAUGGUUUUACUUUUGGUCUGAUUCAGAGUCGCGUACACUGUAGAAACCUUCAUCUGAAGUCAUUUUGUCUGAGUCCCAUCAGAGCUAAUGAUGAAGUGCGAGCUAAUGAUGUAGUGCUAGUUAACCCGCGAGACAGGGACCUGUUUCUAAAAAGCAAUUUGUGAGUGUCAGUGAGAGAAAUUUGAGACUCGAAUGAGUCUCUCGUACUCAUACAUACUCGUCCACGGUGGCGAAGUAACGUGCUAAUUAGUGAAACAGGAAGUAGUUUAUGAAUUAAACUUAUUUCUUCACAGAUCAUGAAAAUACUUGACUCAAGACAAAAUGAAUUACUACUGAAGGUUUUUUCUCGGUGCACUGAAGCGUUUCACUCUUCAG
Molecule: messenger RNA, 4378 nt
Organism: Morone saxatilis (striped sea-bass)
Lineage: Eukaryota; Metazoa; Chordata; Actinopteri; Moronidae
Gene: rapgefl1
Product: Rap guanine nucleotide exchange factor (GEF)-like 1
Exons: 10
Biological process (GO): Ras protein signal transduction; positive regulation of GTPase activity
Cellular component (GO): plasma membrane
Molecular function (GO): guanyl-nucleotide exchange factor activity
Source: RefSeq, a predicted model, not a curated record